CAAAGCUUUUGUAGCGCUAAAUGGAGCGUAAUUAGUGUGGUGAAUCGAAUCCGCUAUUAAAGGAGGUUAAGGUGUUCACGGUUUCCACCCAGGGAGUAACUGAAAAAAGAAAAUUCAUGUUGUAUAUACUCUGAAACCAAUAUGAAUAGGCGAAUUUUUAGCACAUUAUUAACAAAUUUUGUUGGCAAAAGAAAAUUGCAUACAACUUCAAAUUUAUUAUCUUUUUUCGAACCAGAUAGAAAGUCAGGUUAUAAAAGAGUAUAUGAUAAACCGUUUUUAGAACCACAAUUAAAUGUUUUUGGUAGAAUAUGUGAAGGAUAUCGACAAUUCAAAGAAGAAUUUAAUAUUUUAGUAGAAGAAAUAAAGGAAACAUUGAAAAUGGAUCCUAUUUUUGUAUAUAGAACAAAUGAAGUUGAUAUUAUUUGGCAAUUUAAGGGUGAUCCGAAAUCAUUGGAUCAAUGGGUUACUACCUGUGAUAGUGAUUAUGAAGAAGGUUUUUCUACAGCCAAAUUAGAAAUGUCUUCUACUGGUACUGGUAUAUUUUCCGGCAUAUUAAGCACUCGUUUACCUAAGGAUGGCAGAAUAAAAUAUGCUGGUUAUUGCAAUAUUACCACAAUACCUAAAUAUAAAUCUUUUAAACGUGAAGUCUAUCAUGAUUGGACACCAUAUACUCAUCUCGUCCUUCGUAUUAGAGGAGAUGGUAGAUGUUAUGUGUUGAAUAUUGCUACUAGAGGUAUAUUUGAUUUAACAUGGAAUGAUGUAUAUCAUUAUGUGCUUCAUACCAGAGGUGGACCUUAUUGGCAAUAUGUCAGAAUUCCAUUCUCUAAAUUUAUAUUUUCGAGUAAAGGCAGAUUACAGGAUAACCAAAUACCAAUUGUACUACAUGAAGUUUCAAAUUUUGGUAUAUCAUUGGCCGAUGACGUUACUGGACACUUCAGAUUAGAAAUUGAUUAUAUUGGUUUAGAAUCUGAUGCAUUUCAUAAGGAAGAGUUUGCUUAUGAAUCUUACAAUUUUUCAGACAUUAAAUUUUAGUAUGUACAUAAUAAACGAAAUGUAAUAAAAAAAAUAUAAAAAUGUAACUAUUUUUAUUAAUUAUGUACAGAUAAAAUAACAGAAAAAAGAAUACAAACAAUGUAGAUAAUAAAUUUAUAUUAAACAUAAUUUAUUUAACAUAAUAUAUAUUUGAUAUUUGUGUUUCAAAUUUAAAAAGAUACAUAGUCUAGAAUAUAAGCUUGUCUAUCAUAUUUAUUAAUUUGUGAGAUUAUCAGAAGAAUCAAAAUGUAAAAA
Molecule: messenger RNA, 1287 nt
Organism: Pogonomyrmex barbatus (red harvester ant)
Lineage: Eukaryota; Metazoa; Arthropoda; Insecta; Hymenoptera; Formicidae
Gene: CIA30
Product: complex I intermediate-associated protein 30
Biological process (GO): mitochondrial respiratory chain complex I assembly; mitochondrial electron transport, NADH to ubiquinone
Cellular component (GO): mitochondrion
Source: RefSeq, a predicted model, not a curated record